Molecule: messenger RNA, 2864 nt
Organism: Salvelinus sp. IW2-2015
Lineage: Eukaryota; Metazoa; Chordata; Actinopteri; Salmoniformes; Salmonidae
Product: G-protein coupled receptor 61-like
Biological process (GO): G protein-coupled receptor signaling pathway
Cellular component (GO): plasma membrane; signaling receptor complex; endosome
Molecular function (GO): G protein-coupled receptor activity
Source: RefSeq, a predicted model, not a curated record
GUGAGUGAGUGAGUGAGUGAGUGAGUGUAAGUGAGAGAGAAAGAGCAAAAUCGGUCCACUUCCCUCAUCCAAGCAGACAGUGAACCUGGAGAGGAAAGGAGCAGCCAGUCUCCACACUAACUAUUAAAGAGUCCAACCUCUCCAACUAGAACCCUCUCAACAUCACUAAGGACGCAGCGUUCCUUAUGAGCAGAGAUAUAAAGAGCUGUACCUAUCGGGAUCGUCAUUAGGUAAAUCCUUCUCCUACCACUCAAGAGGGUCUAUCCAAUCUCUUCUCCUACCACUCCAGAGGGUCCAUCCCAUCCCUUCUCCUACCACUCCAGAGGCCCAUCCAAUCUCUUCUCCUACCACUCCAGAGGGUCCAUCCCAUCUACAGUCCAGACUUCCAGCAUCUAGUGUUGGGUUACCUGGUGCACGACCGGACUUUGUCUCUGGAAUUAAAAGUGGGACUUUGCCAGACUUCCACCAGCCAAGGGUGGCCUGUCUAGCUCUACCUGCCCCAGACAGACAGUACCACCACCACCUGAACAUCUGUUGCUAAUCCCCAACCCAGUCCCCAGUUCCUCAGCCCAAUCCCACUGCAGGGGAGGAUGGGUGAUGGGCCUUUGAGUCUCCCUGGCCUCUCUCCUUCCGUCUCUCUCAUCCUCGCAUGGAACCUCCUUCUGACACCUCCAGUUCCCCCUGGAACACCUCCACCUCCCUCUCCAGACCUCCAGGGCCAUGGCUCCCAGCCUUCCCAGUCUCGCUGCACCCCAACGUGAGUUUUCCUGUGGGCAUCGGCGCCAGUGGAGCCCCCCUGUCCCUGACACACUCCCUGGCCCUGGUUGCCAUGCUCCUCAUGGACCUCCUGGCCGUCGUUGGCAACCUAGCCGUCAUGGCCGUCAUCACCAAGACGCUGCAGCUGAGGAAGUUCGCCUUCGUGUUCCACCUGUGUCUGGUCGACCUGCUGGCGGCUCUGGUUCUGAUGCCUCUGGGGAUGCUGUCGGACCGGAUCUUGGUGCACGAUGAGGCACUCUGUCAGAGCUACCUCUGCCUGAGUGUAGGGCUGGUCAGUGCCGCCAUUUUGUCUAUCUCAGCCAUCAACGUGGAGAGGUAUUACUACAUCGUCCACCCGAUGCGCCACGAGGUGAAAAUGACAGUAGGGGUGGUUGUGGCAGUGUUAGUCGGGAUCUGGGUCAAAGCUAUUGUGAUGUCAGCUCUGCCUCUACUGGGUUGGGUGCCCCAGGGAAACCAGGGGGUAGGUGUCGGACUUGGAAGAGGACUAGGGAGUCCCUUGAUCCCGGCUCCUCCAAGCCAGAGACGUUGCUCCCUACACUGGACUGGAGGAGGGACCACACGAUUAAUCUUCAUGGUCUUCUUCACCUUUGUCUACUUCCUGUGUACAGUACUGAUCAUCCUGAUUGUGUACUGUAACAUGUUUAAAGUAGCCCGGGUGGCAUCCAUGCAGCAUGGCCCCUUACCUAUGUUGAUGGACACACCUGGUCCCCACCUUCACCGCUCCGAGUCCCUCAGCAGCCACUCCACCAUGGCUGUCAGCUUGGGGGGCCCUGGGGGCUCGUGUCCUCCACUCCGCACCCCCAGUCAGAGGACCUUCAAUGGGGGUAAAGCCGCAGCAGUCCUGGUGGCGGUUGGAGGCCAGUUCCUAUGCUGCUGGCUGCCUUACUUCUCCUUCCACCUGUACGCCGCCCUGGUCUCUACCCCCCAGGCCUCCCUGGCUUCGGCCCAGCUGGAAGAAGUUGUGACCUGGAUCGGUUACUUCUGCUUCACCUCCAACCCUUUCUUCUAUGGCUGUCUGAAUCGGCAGAUCCGAACAGAGCUGGGCCGAAGCCUGGGCUGUCUCUUUAAGCGGGCGGGGCCGGGCGACGGGAAUCAGCUGGCCAGCCGAGAGGCCUCCAUCGAGGAGAACUUCCUCCAGUUCCUCCAGGGGACAGGGUGCAAUCUGGAACCCUCCACCCAGGCACACAGCAGGGCCAGCAGGGCCGAGGAGGAGGCGGGGGAGAGGGGCCGUCUUCGAGAUGUACCUCGUCAGGACAACACGCCGGUCCUGGAACACACGCCUGUUGACUUCCACAUCCCUGGACAGAUUAUCGAGAAGACCUUGGAGUUCUUGGAGCAGCAGGAUCUGAAUCUGAARGAUGACAUCAACCUAGCGGAGAACUGCUGCAGAGUAAACAGGACGGUGCUGGCCUGAACUGUAGUAUUGGAUGUUCAUUCGUACAGUAGGCCUGUUUUUGGUCCAGGCGUCAGAGGUAGAAACACUAAAGCCUGCAGGCCAAACAUCGGCGUAGAAGUCGUAUGGUGGAAACGACAGGUAGAUGACCUGUUAUAUUUAGAACGUCUGGGGUAUUCUAUUUGAUGCUGUUUGACGAUUUUGUUGUCCACCGUUGCUACAGUUGGAUUAUGGGACAUACAUGUACCUAGUAAGUGAGACAUUGCUCUUGAGCUACAGUUACAGUGAAGCUAUCAUAUAGACUUGGUAUCUUCUUUUGAAGAAUUCAGGUUAUUAUUAUUUGCAUUCUUUGAGACUGUCACUGGAAUCAGAGUUCCUCUAGGAGGUAUGAUGAAAGGUUCGGGGGAAAUUCCAUUUUUAAUUCCAGUAAAAUCAGGAAAUAAACUGAUAUUCCAAUUCCAAUCAUCCGCAAUGCUUUUUUUAAUGAGGUUUACUUCCAAAAUAGACUGCAUUUAAAUGUAAUUGACCCUAACCCUGGUAUAACAACAUUGGUACCCAUUUACCAUUAAGACCAAAACCCAUUACAUCAAAUACAUACAGCCAGUCUAUCUACUUCCCCCUGUUUCCUGUCAAUCUUCCUACAUGAUUUAUAUUCUGGUCAAGGAGAGUGAGAGAACAUCUAGCAUAUUACCAC